AUGUGUGUAUUAUUUGUCUCGUCUGAGAUCGUGGAGCACACCCCCUUCCUGUCCAGUGGAGGAGCGGCUCGGGCUAGUCAUCUUCGAAAGAAUGGCUCAGUGACACCGACUAAUCAGGGGGGUAGAGGACCGCCUGGAGCCCUCGGCAGCAAUGCUGACAUCUCCGUGAACGGAGCGGGCAAUAAUGGGGGAGGGUCUCCAUCAGCUCCUCCUAAGAUACGGGUUACGUGCAGAAAACGGCCGUUGAACAGGCGGGAGCUGUCAGCAAGGGGAGGAGGCGACGUGGUAGCUUGUCGGGAUGGGGCCGUCGUGGUUAGUGAGCCCAAGCUCAAGGUGGACCUCACUAAAUACGUCGAGGAGCAUACUUUCCAGUUCGAUGAGGCUUUUUCUGAGGAAACGACCAAUGCUGAACU
Messenger RNA from Perkinsus marinus ATCC 50983, 413 nucleotides. Its product is annotated as kif4, putative. Gene Ontology annotation, biological process: microtubule-based movement. The record is from RefSeq and is a predicted model, not a curated record. Gene Ontology annotation, molecular function: microtubule binding; ATP binding; microtubule motor activity. The annotation marks the transcript as partial. The transcript has 4 exons. NCBI's taxonomy places the organism in Eukaryota, Perkinsozoa, Perkinsida, Perkinsidae.